AUGGGCCUGCGCAUACUACCGACAUGUGUCAUCCUGGCGACGCUUUUCGCGUGCGUCCGGGCAGACGGGCUGGAUGACUUCACCAACAAUCUAUUUAGCGACUUGGGUCCAAUCCUGGCCUUGUUUGGAGAACGCGUCACGAUGCAAUUUAUGAGUCAGGCUAUGGACUGGGUAGAUUGCAUUGCCCUGGCUAUGGCUCCUCUGGGUAUUAUCACGGUCCUCGUCAGUGCCAUUCGAGUAGGCGGGCCACCGUGGCUCAAAGCCGUCAUCGGUCGGGCACGAGAGAACACAGCCGCUGCGGAGAUGGAGUUGAUGUCAUCGACAUCUGAAGAGGUUUGCGAGCUCUUUAAUGGGAACAGUUUCAUCCGGUGUCAAGGAACGGCCCCGGUUUGGGAGUACAUCUGUAUUAUUCCCAAGAACGCCAAUUCCCGGGAAAAAAGGCCGUUGCAGUUCAUGACUCUUGACGAUGCAGUCGACGAGGGCCUUUUAUCAACGCAUAAAGGAGGCACAAAACUACAUUUGCCCCGUAACCCCAAACCCAACCGGCCAAAAAUCGCACGAGGUGACGUUGGCGAGUCCACUUCCAUGCCCAACACUGGCAAUGCAACGAAUGGUAAUUGGAGUGGCGCAAAACACUGGUUCAACCCUGGGAUCCUUCGACGACGAGGAGCGAGAGAUGCCGGAGAUGUGGAGAGCCAAACAGAUGUCCGCUCGGACGAUUCGCCAGACUGCCAAACCGAGACAACGAAAGAAUGCAUCACAGUUAUCCGACAAAUCACUGACAACGCACCUAAUAUAACCCUCAAUCUGCAAAAAGCCAAUCUCCAAGAGACCAAUCUGCAAAAGACCGUUGGCCGGACGUGGAUCAACUACGUUGCAGGGCUCGGCGGAUUGCUUCAAGUAGGAGUCCUGGCCUUUUUCGGCGUUAUUAGCUACGACCCCAGGCUUCAGACUGACUUUCAGAAAGACGGCAAACCAGCCGCGUCUUAUGGCUUUCCUCUAGCAGCAGGCGGCACGGUCUUAUUGGUGACUGGAAUGUUUCUCUGUGCUUUAGUCGUCGAAAGUAGCACUGACGAGACGAUUUAUAAAGCCAAGGAGGACCAUGAGAUCCGCGUGUACUGGCUUCAGCAGAGCCAAACCGUCAGUGAUCAAGUCUUUGAAUCCUUUGCUGUGUUUCCAAAGCAAGACCUCCAUCUUACGAGCAUCAUCAAGUCAACUCGGCAUCCAGAUCUUCGCAACGCCUCUGAAGGCGGCGACGGGCUUACGGGCUUACAAAGGAUGACGAUUUUCAGUGUUCCCAUAGGUUUGCUUGGCUUCAUCAUCCAAUUCACCGGUCUCAGAGCCAUGAACUCGGCUGCAUCACUCACACAGCUGGCUGCCGUCGCCAUCAUGACCGGAUGUCGAGCAUUCGCCCGACCUGGAUUCUCAAGUAGUUUUGAGAGACAAAAGCUCCUCUCCGGAUACGAACUGGACUGGCUAGCCUGGAAGCUGGUGACGGAGAAGGAAAAUGCUCCAGCUGGUCAACAAAAUGGACAACCGAAACCCAAUGAAAAGCCAAAACCCGAUGAACAACCAAAACCUAAUGAACAACCAAGUCCCAAUGAACAGCUAAACCCCAAUGAAAAGCCAAAACCCGAUGAACAACCAAAACCAAAUGAACAGCCAAAACCUGAUGAACAGCCAAAACCUAAUGAACAGCCAAAACCUGAUGAACAGCCAGAACCUGAUGAACAGCCAAAACCCGACAAGCCAAUUGCUCGAUCUUGGGCUGUUCUCACUGGCGAAAUGGUCAAGUACAAGCCCCUGGAGCCACUCACCAAAGAGAGGGAAGAGAUGGAAGCACACGAGGUGCUGGUUGCACGUCGGGAGCUUUGCAAACUCGCCAAAUUCCAGGGUCAGACGUCGACAGAAGCCAUCAAUCUCGCCAUGGCAAUUGAGGCAGCGCUCCACACUCUAUUUCCAGACGGCCCUCCCAUAUCGGCUGCUGGGGAGUCAUCCCACUCAGACACAUCACACAACCAGCAGGGCAAGGGCUUUCGAUGGCUGGUCAACGUCACGCACAGCAACUCAGUUUUGACCAAUGGUACGGAGCAAGAAACUCAAGGAGAAGUGGGGUUUGAUCUGAAUUACACUGAUAAUUCCUGGCACGUGCUGGCAGACAGCCUUGAUGCAGCACUGUCACUGUGGGUUUACACAAUUCGAGAACGAGAGAAGCAGCAGUCAGACAGAAUUAAGGAUGAAAAUACCAACUGCGUGGGCAGAGAGAAUGACGAGUGGCUCCGUCGCAAAGUGCCACAGCCAUGCUUGAGAUUAAUUGACCCGGGCGAGAAGCUCAAAGCACAACUUCUCCAAGACCUGGAAUGGUGGGCCCCGCAAAGCACCGAACAUCUAUUAGAGGUUGAAGAAGACGCAGACUCGAAAGAUGCGGACUCGAAAGAUGCAGACUCGAAAGAUGCAGACUCGAAAGAUGCAGACUCGAAAGAUGCAGACUCGACGGAUGGGGAGACUGAGGCCACGAACUCCAAAGACUUUGACGCGACCAGAGCGGUUGGUUGUAGUCCUUCCUCAACCAGCAACACCAAACCUCAGAAACGUAGCUUCCGGACCUUUCCUCCAAGCAUGGAAAGUAACAAAAGAACCCUUGCAAUAGAGUCACGGGACUCGUUGGAACACCUCUACGCCAAGGACCUCCUCUUCUCCUUCAUAUGCUCAGCUGCACAGACACCUGGUGCAUCUGUCAAGGGCGGAGCUGAGUUACGAACAGCCGCUGCUAGCAAUCGAGCCCCCAAAAUCCUUUGGCAUAGAGAGCUGGCGAGACUGGCCGACUCCUUCCAUUCGAGCAGUUUUGGAACUGAUCAGGAAGCCCUGAUGAGCAUCAUCGCACCUCUCAGCAUGGGUGGGAUCCUGCCGUUUCCACACGCCUUGCUCGAAUCAAUGCGCAAUGAAGUUACAGAAUAUUGGCAAUCGGGAAAUGAACAUGAUGCCUGGAACGUCUACGGUGACCUUAUAACGCAGAUGGGGCGCUAUGCAUCGGGGAAUAGCGGCCUUUACGAGUCCAUGUUAGCAUUUGUCUUGGAAGUGCAGAAUGACGCCACGUACCAAGUUCGUUCUCUAAUGACACACGACAAAACAGUGUAUCAUCACUUGGCCAAUUUCGAGUUCCGGCUCAAGAUGCGCAUCAGGGCGAGCCUUAAAAAGUGGAAAGUGAAACCCGAAUUCUUCUACGAAUUUAAAAAGCUCCUCAAGAAGUCAGGAACGGAGCUAAUUGUUGAUCUAUCACGACUGCCUUGCAAUGAUCAGAGAGGCGAGAAUUCAAAUGCAGAUGAUGACUUUAAUACAUUUCCGCCAUAUUUCAACCUCGCUCCAUCACACAUUCUUGCAUUGGAGGGUUCAUUCGCUAAGGAGCAGGCCGACAAGAGAGACUUUUGCGGGCGGACUCCGCUCCAUUAUGCCGCAAUGAAGGAUGAAAACCACGGCGCUCUUAGGUUGUACUUUGCGGCAAGGCACAAAGAUUUCGACAUCAACGUCAAGGAUCACCGCGGAUAUACCCCAUUACACUAUGCGUGUGCGCUUGGUAGAUAUGAGAACGUGACUGUCUUGCUGGAUUUUCAUGCGAAGCUUGACAAUCAAGGCAUUGAUGGCAUGUAUCCCAUGCAUCUAGCAGCUCGCAAGGGACAUGUGAAAGUAAUCGAAAGAAUUCUACACACAGACGUACAACGGAGAUUGACAGACCCACAACGGAGAAGGACAGACUACAACGGUUUUUUGCCAAUACAUUGGGGUGCGAGCAAUGGCUACGUGGAGAUCGUACGGCAGCUAGAUGCAGACAUUAAUGUGGCCAGUGCAGAAAACGACACGCCGCUUCAUCUAGCCGUGUUGUGCGGCAAGGUAGACGUUGUCGAGGCGCUUCUCGAACUUCCUGUGGAUAAGGAAAAGACGAACAAUGACGGCGAAACAGCAUUACUGUUGGCCCUUGACACGGGCAAGUUGGAAUUUGCUAAGCGGCUGAUCGAGAAGGGCGCGAACCCCAAUCACGUCGGUCAGUUCGGUAACACUCCGCUCCACAGUCUGAUUAGACCACGUUACGUGGGCCACAAUAAGAAUGUUUCAAUGCUGCUCGGGGUAGCUAAAGCUUUGGUAAAGGAGGGUGCAGACCCUUGGGCUAAGAACAAGAAGGACCGGACACCUACUGAUCUUGCCAAGGAGUUGAUUAUCUAG
Clonostachys solani is the source of this 4218-nucleotide messenger RNA. The record is from the annotation of a GenBank genome assembly. Lineage: Eukaryota; Fungi; Ascomycota; Sordariomycetes; Hypocreales; Bionectriaceae.